AUCAUUGUAGACAUUAUCUGAAUAUAUAUUCAAUUCUUGUAGCAGACGAAAAACAUAACCUUUUAGGAGAUACUCAAUUGUUAUUAAAAAUCCGAAUGAAUUAGAGUAAACACUACUUGCCGUUGUAUUCAUAAUGGCGAAUGACAGGGAGGUACUAAGAGAAAUUUGGGAUGGUAAAAUUCCUGUUUGUUUUACGCUUGAUUCUGAGGAAAUUUGUGAAUUGCAAGGACCUGACCCAUUUUAUCUUAUGGUGCCUAGGUUAAGUUAUUUUCCACUCUGCACAGAUAAGAUACGAAAGCAUUUUAUAAGACAUAUACAAAGUGACAGUAAGCAAGAACAUGAAAUGUGGUUAGAAUUCAAUGGUAUUCCCUUAAAAUGGCAUUAUCCAAUUGGUGUUCUUUUGGAUAUUUAUUCUAACGAUGUUGAAUUACCUUGGAAUAUUGUUGUCCACUUUGAUAGGUUUCCAGAAAAUGUUCUGAUGCACUGUCAAAACAAAGAAGUAGUGGAAGCAUAUUUUCUCUCAUGUAUUAAAGAAGCAGAUGUACUAAAGCACAGAGGGCAAGUUGUAUCUAGUAUGCAAAAGAAAGAUCACAAUCAAUUAUGGUCUGGUUUAUUGAAUGAUAAGUUUGAUCAAUUUUGGUCUGUGAAUCGAAAACUUAUGGAAGCUAGUAACAUAGAGGAAGGUUUUAAAUACAUACCAUUUCGAUGUUAUACAAGUGAGGAUAAAUAUGUACAAAAACUUGUAAAACCUGUCAAUGAAGAAGGUCAAAGAAAAACAUUGAGGCAUUUAUUGAAUGAAGUAUUUCCAGAUAAUGAAAAUAUUACAGUGUUUACUCAUGGUAUUACCCCACCUUUAGAAACACCUCUUCAAUGGAUGUCAGAACAUUUGAGUUAUCCUGAUAAUUUUUUACAUUUAGUUGUGACAUCAUAACCCAAAUUGAAAUAGCCAGUUGAUUAAUUAUCAAUGAAAAUUCUACAAAUUGUGAAUUCAGUACUAUUUUCUCUUGUCAGUAAAUAACUGGCUUUCUAAUUAAGAUCCCUUUAUGAUGGAUCUUUUUAAUUUUUAUGUGCUUUGUCCCAUGUUUAUUUAUUUUAUACAAAGUCAUAAAUGACACUCUAAUUUUUCCUGAAGAAAAUAAUGAUUAAACGCUUACUGUUGCUUAUAUUCUUGUAAUGCACGAACGUAUGCAAAUUUUAUCACAAUUGCAACGUCGAAUUUUAUUAAGAUUGGAUCGAUAUCGGACCACAUUUAUCAUAGAUCAAUCAAAUUGUAAUUUAACUAACAAUAAUGUAUCAGGAAGAAAAUAUAUUGUAUAAAUAUAAUUAUAUAAAUAUUUAAAAAUCAUUUAGGUAUAUAAACAUUAUAUUCGACAUAAAAUCAAUGUGAAUAUUUUAAUGGUAAUGAAAAUUAAUUAAUAGUAUACUUCGAAAGACAAGAUGAAGGAGAAUUAAAUAUUAAAAAUGCCAAAAAUAAAUAAAUAAUCGACAAUUUAAUUUAAAAUUAAAAACCAUAAUUGAGGCAUAAACUAAUUUAUUGCACAACUAUCUCGAGGCUUUCGAUAUAUCCUUAGUAUUUGGGAAGAUAUGUUUUCAUCAUUGCGAGUUGUCAAAGAGCCAGUUGGUCUCCGCACAAUAACGGGAUGAUUUCCGUAAUUACUGUAUUCCAUCGUUCUGCGGCUCGUUCCAAAAGUUAAAUAAUUCACUUCUCUCUUACUUUGUUCCUGUAACACAAAGAUUUAAAAUAAAUCCCAAAAAUUAAUUAAUUAAAACUUCGAAAAAUGUACGUAAUUCUAUGCAACACAUUGUUAAAACAUAAUUUGUACAUUAAAAAAUGUCUCUAAAUUUAGAAA
Apis florea (little honeybee) is the source of this 1850-nucleotide messenger RNA. It is a transcript of the gene Atg5, whose product is annotated as autophagy protein 5. Gene Ontology annotation, cellular component: Atg12-Atg5-Atg16 complex; cytoplasm; mitochondria-associated endoplasmic reticulum membrane contact site. Gene Ontology annotation, molecular function: Atg8-family ligase activity. NCBI's taxonomy places the organism in Eukaryota, Metazoa, Arthropoda, Insecta, Hymenoptera, Apidae. The record is from RefSeq and is a predicted model, not a curated record. Gene Ontology annotation, biological process: piecemeal microautophagy of the nucleus; autophagy of mitochondrion; protein lipidation involved in autophagosome assembly.